UUUUUUUUACCUCAUUCUCAUUCAGUGAGUAGGCUGGUUUCGUGUGGGCUGUGGAGAUGCAUUUAUAAUGCCCUCUGUUUUUUGUAGUCUUGCCAAUCCAUGUAAAAAAAAACUCUUGCCCCGGCCAUAUAGCCUAGGGUAUAAAAGUCUAGUUAUUGUUAUUUGUCAGUCAAAUCGUGACACGUGGAUUUGACAGUGCGGCUGCUGUCACCAUUUCAUUUCAAUAGUUCUCCCGCUCAUUUGUAACGACGGGAGCUGAAAUUCCAAUCGAUCACGGGCUUAUUUUAUCACCAAAGCCACCCCCCACCCACUUCCACAGAAAGGGGAGACGGGGAGUUUUUUUUAAACUGAGCCAAAUACCGAAGUGGGCAGCACGUGCUGUUCAUAAUACACUCAAGCAACAUCUCCCUCAGGCGUUUUUUAUUUAUUUAGUUUUUUCUUUUCAGUAGCACCAACUUAUUCCGAUUCAUUUUGAUAGACUACACACCGGUUGAUUCGUGCAUUAGUUUACAACAAGAGGAUUCCCCCUCUCAAAAUCGUGCACCAGGACGUCCGGUGGCUGGUGGUGUGGUCGGUUGGUGUGCAGGCAGGCAGGCAGGCAGGGCAGGAUAGGCUCCAGGCUGACCGUGUGUAGUAGUACAGUAGACUAGAAACUGCUGCAGGAGAGAUUACUAUUUUGGUACAAAGUCACAAUGAGUGCACGCGGUGAAGAAGCCGGGGAGAGUUCAGGGACCGGGACCCAGGAGCAGGAGCCAGCGGCGGCUGCAGAGGCUCCGGCCAAGCGCAGACCGGGCAGACCGAGGAAGCCUGUUAAGGAACCUACUGGAGAGCCCGUCCCUAAACGACCAAGGGGUCGUCCCAGAGGCAGCAAGAACAAAUGCCCCUCCAAGGCAGCCGCCAGGGCAGCAGUCUACAGCAGCUUCCUUCUAUGAGCCAACAGGCAGCAGUCUACAGCAGCUUCCUUCUAUGAGCCAACAGGCAGCAGUCUACAGCAGCUUCCUUCUAUGAGCCAACAGGCAGCAGUCUACAGCAGCUUCCUUCUAUGAGCCAACAGGCAGCAGUGGUCACCAACAUUUUUCUGAGCCCAGGUCACUUUCUGAGUCAAAACGCAAGCCGAUGAUCUACCGCUGAGAUUUUUUUAUAAACAUGACUUAAAAAAACAUCAUUUUAUUUAUUUAUUUCAUUUCACCUUAAUUUAACC
This is a messenger RNA of Salmo salar (Atlantic salmon), 1201 nucleotides long. The record is from RefSeq and is a predicted model, not a curated record. Lineage: Eukaryota; Metazoa; Chordata; Actinopteri; Salmoniformes; Salmonidae.